Messenger RNA from Sabethes cyaneus, 865 nucleotides. RefSeq names its product NADH dehydrogenase [ubiquinone] flavoprotein 2, mitochondrial (gene ND-24). The record is from RefSeq and is a predicted model, not a curated record. Gene Ontology annotation, molecular function: NADH dehydrogenase activity. The transcript has 3 exons. Gene Ontology annotation, biological process: mitochondrial electron transport, NADH to ubiquinone. Bases 85 to 807 code for a protein of 240 amino acids. Lineage: Eukaryota; Metazoa; Arthropoda; Insecta; Diptera; Culicidae.
UUGCAUCCGCGAAGUCGAAGUCGAAGUCUGUUGGUUCAUUCUUUUCCAAAAGGGUUUUACAAAAGUUUCGUUUUCGUUCGGAAAAUGAUCAAAUAUUCCUCCAAAUUACAAUCCACGGUAAAAAACUUACGUGGAUUGUAUACUUCCUCGAUAAAACUUAGUGACAACCUUUUCGUUCAUCGUGACACUCCCGAAGAUAAUGCCUCCAUUCCGUUCGAAUUUACAGAAGAGAAUAAAAAGCGGGUUAAGGCCAUCCUUAACAUCUACCCGGAAGGUCAUAAGCGCGGCGCAAUGAUUCCGCUGCUUGAUCUGGCUCAGAGGCAACACGGUUGGCUUCCAAUAUCGGCUAUGCAUAAAGUUGCAGACGUAUUGGGGCUACCGAAUAUGAGAGUUUAUGAAGUGGCCACAUUUUACACAAUGUUCAUGCGUAAGCCGACGGGAACGUAUCACGUGCAAGUGUGUACUACAACGCCAUGCUGGCUGCGUGGGUCGGAUAAAGUUUUGCAAACCUGCAAGCAAAAGCUUGGAAUCGAAGUUGGAGAAACAACAAAAGAUGGAAAAUUCACCAUUUCUGAAGUAGAAUGUUUGGGAGCAUGUGUAAAUGCACCGAUGAUUGCAGUGAAUGACGACUAUUACGAGGACUUGUCCGCCAAAGAUACCGAAGAAAUUUUGGACGACUUGAAGCAAGGAAAAGUGCCAAGACCGGGACCCAGGAAUGGUCGUUUUGCAUCGGAACCUUUUGGCGGUUUGACAUCGUUAACUGCCGAACCGAAAGGACCCGGUUUUGGUUUGCAAGCUGGACUUUAAUUAACUUUUUAGGUAGCCUGUUAUGCUUUGUUAGUGAAUAAAUUUUGAAGUGAUUCAU